UCUGCUUCCGGUAAUCUCCGGAUUCAAAAUUUUGUAUGCUGUGGAGCUGAGGUUUAAGGGCGAUAUAAUGUUCGACAUAAAGGAAGUCAUUACGAUUCUUUGCAAAUAUUUGAAUGUUACGGUUGACAGUGCUUUAAAGCCUGAUCACUUUAGAGUAGCAAAGUACGAUAAGAAUUCCGAGGAUAUUAUAAGCAUGUUUUGGACGACCUUGGAUAAAUUAACGUAUUUUGCUUUGAAGGAAGUUAACGAUAAUAAUUCAUUCGUCAAUUUUGACAAGUGCACGAGGACUAAGUUGCGUUUGGCUCAUUUGCAAUAUCCAUCUUUAGAAAUCUAUAGCUUGUCAAUAUCGGCAAAUAAUUCUAGUAUAAGAAUAUUAUUAAUUGCUCUUGUGUGGCUCAUCGCAAAGUAUGACGUAUUGAGCAAUAUUAUUAAAUUGAAAUUAAUUAACAGCUCGUUAGGAAGAGAAUUUUCUAAGGUCGACACUCUUUGCUAUACAGAUGUGGACGACGUAAGAUUAUCUUCGAUUCAAAAUCUAAUAAAUAAUUUAUUACAUAAGACAAAUAAAUUAAGUUGCAAUUUGAAGGCUAUUUCUGAACUGUAUCUGACAAAAAUAAAACUAAUGACUAAAGUUCACACGGCGAGUAUCGCUACAUGUGGGUUACCACAUUUAACUGUUUCUGAAAUGUCCUUGAUAAAAAAGAUAGCAGCAAUUCAAGAUAACAAAGAAAUAGAAGCAGAGAAAUUAAAGGAACUGGAGGAAAUGGCAUCGAUGCUAGAUAUACAUAUGAAAUGGACAAAGAAGAGUCACGUGUUCUACACAUGGAUGAAUACAGUUUUAGAUGAGUACGAAGAGGCUGAUACACCAACAUUUGGUCCUGAAGCCAUAACGGAGUUAUCAAAAUUUAUUUAUCUUUUAAUGCACAUCGUUAGGAGAAGAUUAUUUAGAGAGCUAUCGAAGAGCGAUAGUAACAUUCCACAUUCAAAUUCAGUUCACUGUCCAUCCAGACUCUUAAGAGUUCAGAAAUCUAAUAAUAACGAAAUGAAUGCAUUUUUAAAUGAAAUAAUAAGCCAGUAUAACACCAUAGACGAUAAUUUAAAAAAACAAAGAACUAACAUAGAAAUUAAACUUAAAUCUAUUUUGAGCUUUAUACCUAAUUGCGUACACGUCUAAAUGACAAUU
This is a messenger RNA of Ceratosolen solmsi marchali, 1180 nucleotides long. RefSeq lists its product as uncharacterized. The transcript is spliced from 5 exons. The record is from RefSeq and is a predicted model, not a curated record. NCBI's taxonomy places the organism in Eukaryota, Metazoa, Arthropoda, Insecta, Hymenoptera, Agaonidae. The coding region runs from base 68 to 1171 and encodes 367 amino acids.